This is a messenger RNA of Mya arenaria, 773 nucleotides long. RefSeq lists its product as uncharacterized. The record is from RefSeq and is a predicted model, not a curated record. Lineage: Eukaryota; Metazoa; Mollusca; Bivalvia; Myida; Myidae. The transcript has 6 exons. The coding region runs from base 115 to 699 and encodes 194 amino acids.
ACAAGUACAGAAAACUUGAAAUUAUUUCUGAAACAAGAAAGUAACUUGAACUGAAAUACUUCUAUAACUAACUAGAUUUAUUCUAUACGUUUUGUCAUUAUUAUAAUUUACAUUAUGAAAGUGACGGUUGUAUUUUUGAUUGCUAUUGUACAGGUAUCAUGGAGUUUCGUUAUACCGAAUCAAGAAUGCUCUAUGACCGCCCUUGAUUCUAACGCCAUCAACUGUUUGUCCGUUCUUGGCUUCGUGGGGAGAACAUCCGAAGACACUGCAACAUGCAGACUAGUGUCCGAGUCUGCCAACUGUCUGAAGAAAGCUGCCGAUAAACAGAAAACCCAAUGUAGUAUUGAUGAUGUCAUGUCUACUUCCCGGUAUUUUAUGGAGUCGCUGGUUCCCGCCAUUGUUCUUGAUAACUGCACGGUGCACGAGGAACCGGACAUCUGCAAUGACGACACCAGGCUGAGCGCGUUUGGCUUCACCACGUGCAGUCCAUACAUUGACAUAUUGGAACAUGUCCCCAUCGAUUACGUCUGCAUACACAUUGGUCUAUUGGUCGAUUGCAUCGGAACGCAUGUGAACAUGCUGGGAUCAAAUUGCACAAGUGACGUCAUUGGUGGCGCAAUACGAUCCACUGCUGGUCAGAUUUGGCUACGAAUGUACAACGCCGCGUUAAUCCCCUUUGUUUCAUCGUCUUGUAACUAAAGAUUUUUGAGUUUGAAUUGUUGGUGUUGACAUGUGAAAUCCAUAAAGAAUAUACGCAGAGUAGUUUACUUUUA